Messenger RNA from Rosa chinensis, 1614 nucleotides. Its product is annotated as anthocyanin 5-aromatic acyltransferase. Lineage: Eukaryota; Viridiplantae; Streptophyta; Magnoliopsida; Rosales; Rosaceae. The coding region runs from base 39 to 1451 and encodes 470 amino acids. The record is from RefSeq and is a predicted model, not a curated record. The transcript has a single exon.
CUCUCUCUCUCUCUCUCUCUCUCUCUGUGGUUUCCUCCAUGGCUCAACUCUCCAAACUCAAUGUUAUUGAGCAAUGCCAAGUCUCUACCCCGCAAAACUCAUCUACUCCACAAGCUUGUUAUCAUCUCCCUCUAACCUUCCUUGACAUACCAUGGCUCUUCUUCUCUCCAAGCCAACCUCUUUUCUUCUAUGAAUUCCCAUAUCCCACUUCUCAUUUCACAUCGAUCACUCUACCAAAUCUCAAGCACUCUCUCUCCCUUACUCUCCAACUCUUUUACCCUUUUGCCGGAGCCCUACUGGCCCGCCCCGAACCCGGAAAACCCGAGCUCGUCUACUCCCAAGGUGACUCGGUCUCAUUCACCGUCGUCGAGUCAAAUGCAGACUUCGGCUAUCUUUCCGGGAAUUACCAAAGAUAUGUUGAAGAGUUCAACACACUUGUACCUCAACUGGCUUCAACUGGUGCACCUAGUAGUAACUGUGCUGCCAAAAUUUCACUGUUGAGCGUUCAAAUUACAUUGUUCCCAAAUUGUGGCAUUUGCAUUGGACUUGCAUAUCAUCAUGUUGUUGCUGACAAGAGAACGUUCAACAAUUUCAUCAAGACUUGGGCCUCAUUAUCUAGACAUUCAUUUUUCCCCACCAAGUCUAUCUUGCCCUCUUAUGAUCGUAAGGCCAUUGUUGAUCCGUAUAAGUUGGAGGGUAUCUUCUUGAAGGAAUGGUGGAAGCGAAUUUCUUCUCAAGGAGCAAUUAUAGGUAAUACUAAAACUGCCAUGUUAGAUCCAACGAGCAUGGUUCGGGCAACUUUUUUGAUGGACUUGACUCGCAUGGAGAGGAUCAAAAAUUGGAUUGUUAAUCUAUGCAACAAGGGAAAUGAGCCACUACCGGUACAUUUAUCUGCUUAUGUCCUAACUUGUGCGUUUGUAUGGAUUUCUUUGAUUAAAAGCCAAGAAAAAUACUUCAAUUACAAGUGUUGUGGUCAGAAUCCGAAUUAUUUUGGGUUUAUUGCGGGCGGGUUAACCCGUUUGAACCAUCCGGUACCCUCAACGUAUGUCGGUAAUUGCGUAGGGUUUGGCCGGGCAGCGGCGAUAAGGAGUGAGUUGUUGGGGGACAAUGGAAUUGUUGUUGCGGCAAGAGCAAUUGGAAAUACGGUUAAGAAGUUAGACAAGGUUAUUUUUGGAGGGGCGGAGAAAUGGAUUUCGGAUUGGAAGAUUAUGUUCGAGUCGGACCUCCAUGUUAUGGUAUCAGGAUCACCGAAAGUGGAUCUUUAUGAAACGGAUUUUGGGUUGGGGAGACCCAAAAAGAUAGAGGACGUUGGAGUUGAUGGUACUAAAGCUAUUGCACUGACUGAGAGUAGAGAUGUAUCAGGUGGCAUUGAGGUUGGAUUAGUGCUACCCAAGCCUCAAAUGGAUUAUUUCUCAACUUAUUUCAUUGAGGGACUGAAUGCUACUCCAUGACUUUCUGCUGCUUUUGCUUUGAGAUAUUCUACGUUUAUUGUCAACAGAACUGCUUCAUUUAUAUGGUAAUUUGAUUGCAAUAAUUCUAUAAGAUAUGAUCAAAUAUUUCAUUUUGAAUGAAAUGCCGCAUUGGAUUUUUAUCAAUUCCCACGAAAGUGUUCUG